Messenger RNA from Exophiala dermatitidis NIH/UT8656, 1104 nucleotides. RefSeq lists its product as uncharacterized. The record is from RefSeq and is a predicted model, not a curated record. The transcript is spliced from 3 exons. Lineage: Eukaryota; Fungi; Ascomycota; Eurotiomycetes; Chaetothyriales; Herpotrichiellaceae. The coding region runs from base 1 to 1104 and encodes 367 amino acids.
AUGGGGGAGAAGGAGAGGCUUGCGUUCUGCACCUUGGGGAUGUUCAUCAUCGACGAGAUUGAAUACAUCAACGGACGAGCAGCCGAAAAAAGCAUCAUAGGCGGUGCCGGGACUUAUGCAGCUCUUGGGGCACGGCUAGCUGCUGGGGCCGAUCAAGCCAAAUAUGUCUCUUGGGUCGUGGAUAUUGGCUCGGACUUUCCGGCCGAGUUCAAGGAGCUCAUCGAUUCAUGGCACACGAAUUGCCUAUUCAGACUGGACAUGACUCGAUUAACGACUCGCGCUUGGAAUGGAUAUGGCCCGAAUGAAUAUCGAGCGUUCAAAUACCUCACGCCAAGGCUACGGCUCGACGAGCAUUCAUUAUCAGAUGACCAAGUCCUGGCCCGGUCGUUUCACAUGGUGUGUUCUCCGGCACGUUGCAUAUCAAUCGUACAGGGCAUCAUGGCGCGGCGGAAGCAACUGAUUCCCGACGAGCCGCGGCCCGUAUUUAUCUGGGAGCCUGUGCCAGAUCUAUGUACGCCAGAGGAACUGGACCGGCUUCGAGAAGCGGCUUCACAUGUGGAUAUCGUGAGCCCAAAUGCCGACGAGUUCGCCGCGUUCUUUGCUUCGAUGCCAGAAGCAGCAACUGAUCGGAGAGUGGCUGUGGCACUGUUGCUCGGCCUGAACGAUGCCCACCCGUUACCGACGGCGCUGGUUAUCAGAGAAGGCGCCCUUGGUUGUACCGCUUACUUCGGGCGGGCGUCCCUACAUCUGCAUGCAUACCACCAGAACCCUGAGCGAGUGGUAGACCCGACGGGUGGCGGGAACACAUUUCUGGGCGCACUAGCAAUAGCCAUGACAGGCACCGCACAUCCAGGAGAGGGGACGCCAGAACUGUCCGAUAUUGCCAACUCGGCUUUUCCGCGACCGAGGCUGGUGUUUGCUCUGCUCCAUGCUACAGCUUCCGCGAGCUAUGCUAUCGAGCAGACGGGCAUGCCGACAUUAUCGGAUAAUGACUCUGAUCGUUGGAACGGCGAAGCUUAUCGACAUCGAUUUUUGGCUUAUCUGCAGCGGGACAAGGAGCAUAUAGUUCGGCAGCUUACUAGAUGCGAUCCACCAGAUGUAUAA